This is a messenger RNA of Sphaeramia orbicularis (orbiculate cardinalfish), 3183 nucleotides long. It is a transcript of the gene serinc5, whose product is annotated as serine incorporator 5. Gene Ontology annotation, cellular component: membrane. The coding region runs from base 157 to 1536 and encodes 459 amino acids. The record is from RefSeq and is a predicted model, not a curated record. The transcript is spliced from 12 exons. Lineage: Eukaryota; Metazoa; Chordata; Actinopteri; Kurtiformes; Apogonidae.
AGGAAGGAAGGAAAGGAGGAAGGGAAGGAGAGGAGGACGGAGCAGCCAGAGGAGGACAGGCGCGUUUGUUUCCCGUGUGCUGCUUAUUUCAUGUGGAAGCAAAAGAAAAGUAUACUCUCCUUCUGAAACGGAUCCUAUUUAUUCUCCCGGUUCGUCAUGUGUACUCCGUGUUGUAUCACGCAGCUGGCCUGCUGCUGUGGCUCAGCAGCUUGCUCCUGCUGCUGUAACUGCUGUCCCAAGAUCAAACAGUCCACAGGGACCCGGUUCAUGUACGCCCUCUAUUUCCUGCUGGUCACCAUCAUCUGUGUCAUCAUGAUGUCACCCACUGUGGAAGAGGCAUUGAGACACAAUAUCCCGUUCUACAGUGAACUUUGUCUGAAGUUGAAUGCGGGAGAGAACUGCAAGACUUUGGUUGGUUAUUCUGCCGUGUACAAGAUGUGCUUCGGCAUGGCCUGCUUCUUCCUAUUCUUCUCCAUCUUUACCAUACGAGUCAACAACAGCACAGGCUGCAGGGCGGCCGUACAUAAUGGGUUCUGGUUGAUAAAAUUUAUUGUUCUGGUGGCGUGCUGCGCUGGAGGCUUCUUCCUCCCAGAGGAGGAAACCUUUCUUGAAGUUUGGCGCUAUGUAGGAGCUCUAGGUGGUUUCUUUUUCCUGCUUAUCCAACUCAUGCUGUUGGUGGAGUUUGCACACAGAUGGAACACAAACUGGAAUUCAGGAGUCAAGUAUAACCGUCUGUGGUAUGCUGCUCUGGCCUUUGUGACUCUAACGUUGUUCAGUGCUGCAGUGGGGGCCUUGGUCUUCAUGGGUCUGUUCUACACCCACCCUGAGGCCUGCCUGCUGAACAAGAUCUUCCUGGGUAUCAAUGGCAGCCUUUGCUUUGUCGUGUCCCUGCUGGCCAUCUCUCCCUGCAUACAGAAAUUGCAGCCCACAUCAGGCCUGCUGCAGCCAGGAGUCAUCAGCCUGUAUGUCAUGUACCUCACUUUCUCAGCCUUCUCCAGCAAACCAAAAGAAAUGCUGGAGAUAAAUGGUGUGAACACAACGGUUUGUGUAUUUUCCUUCAACUCUGGUUCAGAGAGCGACAAGAAGAUUGUCACUGGUCUGGGAACUGCUCUCCUAUUCGCCUGUGUCCUUUAUUCUUGCUUGACGUCCACCACCAGGCGAAGCUCUGCAGCUCUUAGGGUGUGUAGGAACAGCGAGCCAGAAACUGAGAGAGCCCGAUGCUGUUUCUGUUUUGGAGAUGACACAGAUGACUAUGAUGAGGAGAAGACUGGUUCAGGCCAGAAUGUGGUGUAUGAUGAGAGAGAGGGAACCAUAUAUAGCUAUGCCUACUUCCACUUUGUCUUUUUCUUGGGCUCUCUCUACGUCAUGAUGACCGCCACCAACUGGUUCCACUAUGACGACCACAAGAUUGAGAAGCUGUUGGACGGGAGCUGGUCGGUGUUCUGGAUCAAAAUGGUCUCGUGCUGGGUUUGUCUAAUCCUCUACAUGUGGACCCUUGUGGCCCCAAUGGUCUGCCCAAAACGCUUUGAGGCCUAAGGACACACAUCUCAUAUCAGGCACCUGUGAUUCUUGGGAUGUGGGUGUCAGGCUUCAAGCUGAGCCAAGGGACCACCACAACCCGCUUUACCUUGAAACACAACCCUACACUACCCUCAGUGUUCCAAUGGAGGAUUAUCUGUUGCCUUUUCUUUUAUAUUCUAGUGUUUGUGAUUCUUUGUUUUACAAUGUUAAGCUGUUAAUACCUUGAUGGUAAUUUUUUCUUAUUUUUUACUACCACUGGCUCCUGGAGUUUUGUAUUACUUAAUCAGAGUUACAGAGCCCUGAUAAUAUAGAUUCUCUCUUUAUGCCCAACUUGAAGGUGAAUUUUCUAAGUACUUCAUGUUUGUGCCAUCUUUUAAUUCUCACUUUUUCUCUCAGCCAGGCACUUCAGUCCUGCAGUUGGACUACAAGUGGUAGCGAGGUUUGGGAUAAAUUUUAUUUCACCAUAUUUCAUAGAUGUUGCAGAAGAAAAUGUAUUUAAGCAAGUCUUUUCACAUAAUCAUUUUGUGAAGGAAUGAUCAGUUCAAUUAGAUAAAACUGAAUUGUUUAAAAUGUCAUCUCUCAGGCUUAUAAGUAACCUGUAUAUGUUUGUGCUUUGUUAUAUUGCGCCCUUUUGUAGAAGUUUUCUAUGCAAAGCUUUUUUCGAUAUUAGAUACCCUGUGUUGUGAAGUGUCCGCUUAGAUCACAAGGAUAAUUUCUCAGAUUUAGUUAAUGUCAGAGCUCCUUUUUGAGCCAGAUCUUUUGGAAGGAAAAUCCAUUCCAUCUGUACAUUUCCUGUUUUCAUUUACAUACAGGGCAGUGCUCUUCAAAUCAACCUGCCUUACAUGAAAGUGACGUUAGUGGAAAGCCGCCUCUCUGGAAGAGCUGCAGUGACACAGAUAAGGAAUUUUUGCCAAAGGUAGAUGCCAGAAAACAAGCAACUAUUCUAUCAGAUAUAUUUUCUCUGUAACAGACUAAACUAAGUCAAAGCAUUAUGAAUUUACAUGCACAUACAGACACUAAAAUCAGCUGUUUUCUGUAGAGGGUCUUUGCCUUGUCUUUGUUACAUUUUUAGCUUAUAAUGGCGGUCAGAAUAAGGUAGCAUGAGUGCUUUUUUUGAGUUAUUCAACACUGGAUGUUGAGUUUACUGCCGAAUUAAAAUUCACACUUCGACAUUUCCGUAUUCACCAGUUACUUGUGUAACUGAUUUUUUUUUUAUUGUAUAAAAAUACAAUAUCUAUCGCACUGUCAUCCUCAAGCCUCUAAUUUUCUCACUCAUCAAAAAGCUUGUUUUUCUGUUGUCUAAUUGUUUUUCUAACAUGCUUUAUAGUAAAUUAUAUGUACAUUUUGGUGUCAUCUGAGAAAAUUGUCCUUUGUAUUAUGCUUUAUAUAUCUGCAAAUUUUGUCAUGUGACUUAUAAUUCUUGGUAAUACUGUAUUUCUGCAUUUAGUUAUUGGUAUGAAUGUAGAAAUUUAAUGGUGCUCAGCAGCUUUGAUGUCAAACAAGUAAAUCUAAGUCAGACAGCAUCCACUGUGAAGGCUGUAUACUACCAUAACAUACAGGGACAUUUUCAUCAAGUAGUAUAUUUAAAAUCCAGAGAAGUGGGUGCCAAACAGUUGGUUCACAUUGUUCAUACUCUUUCAAUAAAACAUCCAUUGAACGCCA